Anopheles coluzzii is the source of this 3479-nucleotide messenger RNA. RefSeq names its product prohormone-3. The record is from RefSeq and is a predicted model, not a curated record. Bases 677 to 1330 code for a protein of 217 amino acids. NCBI's taxonomy places the organism in Eukaryota, Metazoa, Arthropoda, Insecta, Diptera, Culicidae. The transcript has 8 exons.
CCGUCCGGUGCCAUUGACAAGCAGUUCACUCUUGACCGUGGAAACGCUCGCUUGCCAGAGCUCACCGACAGAGAAACCCCUGCCAAACGCGCCCUCCAGUAAGGUGCCCUGUGUCCUGCAAAGCUCGUGCGUGUGUGUCUAAGUGUGUGUGCGUGAAAGGUGAAGUUAGUACAGCUUGCGAAGGGAGGCGUAAUAGGAGGCGGCCGCGUGGUGAAAAGUAAUCGAAAAGCACCGAUAAUCGGUAGCAUCCUGUGCCGAGCAUCCGGGAGCACCGGGAAGAGGAAUCAGUUUGCGGCCUCUGCUGCUACUGCCUGGAACGUCGUCGGAAUCGUGUGGCUAGAUUGCUAGCAGGUUGCGGGUUAGCGUGUGUGCCAAACCACGUGCGAGCGUGUCUAUUUCCUGUUCUGUGUGUGUGUGUGUCUGAUGCGUGAAAGUGUGGUGGAUGAAUUUCAGUUCCCCAAAAAGUGUUAAGAGCAGCAAAUCUAAUUCCAGUGAUUUCCACCUUCUGCAGUGUGACCUUGCAAACCUUUGCUGUAAACGGGUUUAACGAAUCGCAACCGUAGACGGGCCCAUUUGCUUGCUAAAAACGCUCAACGGGACUUCCAGCGGCCAGUAUCGUUUGGCGUGACUUGGAAGAAGCUUUCUUACACUGAACCCAAGCAGCACCAUUUUCAACAUGAAAUCUCCUGCCCUGUGGAUGGCCAUCGGUGCGAUUCUACUCCUCGGCGGAAGUGUGAACGCAUGGGGCGGGCUAUUCAAUAGGUUCUCACCGGAAAUGCUAGCAAACAUGGGCUACGGCAGUCAUGGAGGAUCCUACCGGCCACAAUCAUUCCUACAGAACGAAAUCCUGGACGAAGAGCAGCAAAGCCCACGCUACGAGCCGGAUCCGUGCUAUCCCCGGGCGUGCUCCGCCAACGAGUACUGCUGUCCCGGAUUUAUCUGUGUAGCCGUGGACGAUGUUUCGCCAAUUUCAGUCAGGGGAAUGUGCAUGCCACUGUACGGACGGAAGUAUGGCGAGCUGUGCCGGCACGAUUCGGACUGCGAGUCGGGGCUGGUGUGCGACAUUUCCGCGCUGAGCGGUGCCAGCGUUUGCCGGCCGCCAACCAUCGUGGCCAAGCAGUACGGCGAAGAUUGCAUCACGUCCAGUGACUGUGAUAUUACGCGCGGACUAUGCUGUCAGGUGCAGAGAAGACAUCGACAAGUGCCUCGUAAGGUAUGCUCGUACUUCAAAGAUCCUCUGCUCUGCGUUGGAACGGUUGCUGCCGAUCAGGUAAAACACCAGAUCGAGCAUACUGCAGGUGAGAAGCGCAUCAUCUACAACAAGCACUAAACCAGUGGGAUGUCACGCAAAACGGCAGCAGCACCCAACAACCAUGCAAAAAACGAAACAUCGUAAAUCAAACCGAACAUUCCGAAUCGUGAGACAAAUUAUGGCCCUUUAAUCCUGGACAGCCUGGACAGCACAAACGCUGGAAGCGUGUAAAAAAACACACAUUUUUACUCAACUCUUAUAUGAAGUUUGUUCAUUUACCUUGCCCCGACAGAAAAAAACCCGUAGCGCCAAAAGGAAGAAAACUAAACUCAGAAAAGAGGAAAAAAAACUACGAGAGCAAUCAAAAUUAAGUGGAAAGCGAAACAUGGGUUCGUUGCAAACUGAAUGUGAAAUUCUCAGUUAUAUUCAAACAUUCAAAACAGUUAAUAGAAAAUAAUCCCACAACAGUGGGAAAUAGCAGAGCAAAAAUACCGAAGCAAAAAUCAUACCCAGCAGAACCAGCCAGUGCAUUCAAGCGAGAGAACAAAAUAACCUAUCGGAACGAAUACAUAUCAAACACUUAUCUUUAGACAUGAAGCAGAAACAGAAAAUUGUCAAUUAGGUUCGUUAGUUCCGUUAUCAUUGAAAGUAAUCCAACCAGUUUCCGUUCUCAGCUAGAUACAAUGCAAUAGUCUUAAAGUCUUGCGAAUGUGUGUAGAAGCUGUGUAUGGAUCACAGUAGAACCCGCCACAGUGGUAGAAAGGGAAACCGAAGGUAUUAUUUUCAUACAAACGCACCACGGAGACGCGUGAAUUAAAUGUUCCCCCCAAGAGAAUGGUUCACCUUUUCCUCUUAAACAUGCUUAAACGUUCCACUGUGAUUGACGCCACGUGUACAGUCCCAAAAACGGUAUGAACACUAAUGUAAACCGCACAGCAUUUAUGCAAAACGAAGCAACAACGUCUUGUUCUCUACUCGAUAUUUCGCUACAAAUUUUUAACAUAUGCGUGUGUGUGUGUUUUUUACAGCUAUGUGUCGUUUUUAAACACGUUCGUCCCCAUUUUCUCCAGUUUUCAUCUUUUAGGCUUGUGUAUGAUAGCUGCGUGUAGCGAGCGGACGAGAGUGUGUGUGCAAAGGGUUGGUGAACGCCGGGAUAGGCUUGCUUAAAACUGUUUUCGUCCAUUAUGCGGCACAUCCAAUUACACAUUAUUAACAAGGAAAAAAAGGAGAAAAAAAAAUCACAAACACUCCCAAACACACACAAACACACACAUAAUAUUGAUUGAAAACAAUACAAUAAAAUACCCUUGCUGAUAUAAUCGGUUCUUAUGCAAUGAAUACAUAUCGUUAUACAUGAAUAUAUAAAUAUACUUAUAUAUAUAUACAGAUACAUAUAUAUAUACAGAUAUACUAACGUUGCGAUCAUUAGAGCCGCAGCAGAAGAAAGAGGAAACUAUUGAAAGGAAGAAAGAAAGAAGAGAAAGAGAAGAGAGAGAAAAACAUAAAACAAAUCAAUUCCAAAGUUGCAAACAAUCCACUCUAGGGUAAGGAAAGCAAAAGGAAGGGAGUGAAAGUAUCGGUAUCGUUAAGCUAUGGAGGAAACAAAAAGAGAAAACUAAUUAAACCCCAAAAAAUCCAACAACAACAACCAAAAAAAGAACAAAACCAAACAAAAAUCUUAAAAGGUAAAGGAAACAAAACCUUUACGUAAAUUCAUACUGGCUGAGGCAUUUUGAACUUUUAAUCUUCUACACACAUACACACAAGCUAGCACACAAGUACAGAAGUACAGACUUUAAAAUAUAAAGUUUUCACCCAAGUAAUUAUUCAGUGUGUGUGUGUCUGUUGAACGAAAUUGCAGAUGCGAAGAAGUUAUGGUCGAAAAGAAGAUAUUCUCUGGAAAAGAUGGACGAUGCAAGCUGUUAGUAAUAUGUGUGUUAAUAUCUCCACUAUGAGUCGCAUCAACGGUGCAGGAAAAGGAUUCUGGUGAAACAUUUCCCAUCGUUUCAAGUUUUCUGCUAAAACGCUAGAGAACCCAACAAUCCCCACUAUAGUGUGUCUGUCUGUCUGUUCUUGUUGGAUGCUCUCUCAUAAGGCGAACGCAAUUGCCAGCUACCGCCAGAACCGUUUGAAAUGGCAGUUUCGUUUCAGACCCGAUCAACCCGAGCCGUUGAUGUGUGGCGAACACAUGUGUCUGGAUGAAACAUCUUUUCCAACUGCACAGCAG